AUGGCGAUGAUGAUAAAACACGUGAGGCCAGGUUUCAGCCGCGCUUGUCGGAUUUGGAUAUCGCUUUUAUUCUGGAGGAUUGCACCGUCUCAUCAGCAUUCACUUUCGAUCGCAGCAGGACGUUGGCAGCGCCGGACAGCCUGGGCCACCCCUCCGCCCUCUGGCCCCGCUCAUGGCCCUGGGUGCCUCCCUGUGAAAGCUGCCAAGCUGGACUCCACGGCUGUGCACCACAGCACCGCGCCCGCCGCCCGGAGCCCUGCAGAGCCCAGCCCCCGCCCAGCGCCAGCCUGUGGAUCGGGCACCCAGGAGGAGCACUAUGUAAGCGAGGCAGCCGUACCGGAUAGCGCCCCAGACGACCGGGAGUACCGCGAUGCCGGGACCAUCACUGAUGUGUGUAAUAGUACGGAUCUUCCAGAAGUCGAAAUCAUCAGUCUACUGGAAGAGCAGCUGCCCCACUACAAGUUAAGAGCUGAUACCAUAUACGGGUAUGACCACGACGACUGGCUCCACACCCCCCUCAUUUCCCCCGACGCCAAUAUCGACCUCACCACUGAACAAAUAGAGGAGACGUUAAAGUAUUUCCUUCUAUGUGCUGAAAGAGUGGGCCAGAUGACUAAAACAUACAAUGACAUAGAUGCUGUCACACGUCUGCUUGAAGAGAAAGAGCGAGAUUUGGAGUUGGCUGCAAGGAUCGGUCAGUCGCUGCUGAAGAAGAACAAGACUCUGACAGAGCGAAAUGAAUACCUGGAGGAGCAGGUGGAGCACAUUCGAGAGGAGGUUUCCCAGCUGCGGCACGAGCUGUCGAUGAAAGACGAGCUGCUCCAGUUUUAUACCACUGCGGCAGAGGAGAGUGAUGCCGAUUCCGCCUGCUGUACUCCAAACCCCUUACGGGAGCUGGAGGACAAGUAUGCGGAGUGCAUGGAGAUGCUUCACGAGGCGCAGGAGGAGCUCAAGAACCUGCGGAACAAGACGGUGCCCAGCAGCACCCCGCGCCGCUUCCAUGCGCUCGGCCUGUUCCCUAUGGACUCCCUGGCGGCAGAGAUCGAGGGCACCAUGCGGAAGGAGCUGCACAUGGAAGACCCCGAAAUGGAGGAGCACAAGCUGCACCACAAGCGCGUGUUCGAGACCGUGAAGAACAUCAACCAGACGGCGAAGCAGAGGUCCCUGCUCCCGUCGCCCAUGAACAUCCCGGGCUCCAACCAGUCCUCGGCCCUGUCCAGCUGCAGGAGCACGCCCCGCUCCAGCUUCUACGGCAGCGACGUCAGCAACAUCGUCAUCGACAACAGAACCAACAGCAUCAUCCUGGAGACAGAGUCCCCGGAAGGCAGCAGCGACGGCGACGCCAACAAGAAGCCGGGCACCCCGGGGACGCCGGGCUCCCGCGACCUGGAGGUGGCGCUGCGCCGGCUGUCGCUGCGGCGGGAGAACUACCUGAGCGAGCGGCGCUUCUUCGAGGAGGAGCGUGAGAGGAAGCUGCGCGACCUGGCCGACGGGGGCGAGCUCCACAGCGGCAGCCUCACCCCCGCCGAGAGCAUCAUGUCGCUGGGCACGCACCACUCCGGCCUGUCCGUCUUCUCCUUCGGCAGCCGCUCCUACCUGCCCGAGAAGCUCCAGAUCGUCAAGCCGCUCGAAGGCUCUGCCACCCUGCACCACUGGCAGCAGCUGGCCCAGCCCAAUCUGGGAGGGAUCUUGGACUCCAGGCCUGGCGUGGUCACCAAGGGCUUCAGGCCACUGGAGCUGGACCUGGAAGAGGUCUACCAGUUCACAGACUUUGAGGAGGACGAGCCAGGUGACCUUUCUUUCCAGAGCCUUUCUACCUCAAGCCCCGCCCCUCCGCACGCCGAGGCCUCAGGUGAGAGGCCGCGGGGGCCGCGGGUCACUGGCACAGACAGCGGCGCCCCCCCCAGCCAGCCCCCGCCCACGGCCACGGAGACCCCGGAGCAGAAGGCUGCCGGUGAUGAGGCGUCUGUUCACUACCCUGGUAAAUGUAUGUCGCACACCAACUCCACAUACACCUUCACCACCUGCCGUAUCCUGCACCCCUCCGACGAGCUCACCAGAGUCACGCCAAGCCUCAGUUCUGGCCCGAUGCCGGCUACCGUCUGCAUGAGCAGCCUGAAGUCCACCCCCGUGGGGACGCCCUGCACCCCCCGGCGCCUCAGCCUGGCCGAGUCCUUCACCAACCUGCGGGACUCCACCAAGACCACCAGCACCUCGCUGGGCCUGGUCCGGCUCCUGCAGGAGAGGGGCAUCUCCGCUGCUGUCUACAACCCCCAGAGCUGGGAUCGGGCGGCCACGGGGGCCGGCACCCUCGCCGGCCCACCCAGGGCCCCAGAAACGCUGCCCUCCACGCCGCCCAACUCCCCGACGACGGCGGCGGCGACAGCGACGACGACAACAUCAGAGCAGCCGCAGCAGCAGCCCGGCAGCAGCGCCCCUUUCGAGUUCAAGGGCCCCGGCGGGCCCUACGACAACUUCCUGGCCUCCAAGCCGGCCAGCUCCAUCCUGAAGGAGGUGAGGGCGGAGAGCAGGAGCACCUGCAGCAGCGGGAGCCAGACGGACGUCAGCGUGUCCAACCUGAACCUGCUGGACAAGCUCAAGCCCUUCGUGCCCGCGGGCCUGGCGAGGGAGGGGCUGGCCCUGGGCUGCCCGGGGGUGACGCACGCCAUCGGCGGCAUCCGGCGCAACCGCAGCUACCCGGCCGUGGUGGGGGCCAGCAUGCAGAUGAAGGGGCCGGGGCCGCAGAGUUCGGAGCUCAUCCUGGGGCCCCAGCUGCCCAAGCAGACUAGCCUCAAGUAGGGGACGCCUCGCCCUUCCGUGUCGCUGUUUAAACUGCUGGUUUUAAACCCACACGUGCAUUCGUUCUGUGCCAGUGUUCGACCAAUCAGCCCUGUGCCUGUAAGAAACGGAAGGUAUGAACUUUGUACAGCUUCUCUUGUAAGUAGCCUUCUCUCUCUCUCCCCCCUGCGUUCUUAUUUCCCCCAGUCAGUACCGGGAUGUGUUCUUCCCCGAUUGUGCCCGUGCUGUUAGUAAUAUAUUCUGCGGUGCUCCAGAGGUGUGCGCGUGUGGGAACAGGUCUUACAUCACGAUAGUCUGAGGAGAGAAUUAGGAGCCUGAUUAGAUUUAGAAUUCAGUGACUGAUUAGAGUGACCUUUGUCCCGUUUUUCUUUGCAAUGGUAGCUCUCGUGUGGUUCGUCCUUCUGGAUCCUAACUCCAGUCUGCACUGAUCUUUCAAAGCAGUUAAGCCGAUGCACAGAGACAGUCCCUUCACAAACGGCUGAACAGGUGAGCAGGUGGAGCUGCAGCCUUUUACACUUCAAUGGAAAACCUACAUUGUGCUCAACGCUGUUAAUGUGAGACUUACAACAACAUGACCCUCUCAACCCGAGUCCCCCUCAGACUCAAAAGAAAAAUCUUUCCAAAUUUUAAAAACAGAUAUGUAAUUCAUUACACUGUGUUCUUUCACACAAGCAGAUCCAAAGCUGCAUACACAGACGUAGAACUGACAUACUUGAAGUGCAAAUGCAGUAGAGAUGUAGAGGGAUUGGAAGGAAUGAAUGUGGUAUUUUAGCCUCACACAAACUUUUUUUUGGUGUUAACAGCAAUAUAUUUUUUUUAUCUUUUGCUGUUUUACUGUGAGGAUUUGAAUAUAUUAAGGGUGGCUUAUACAGUACAGUACUUGAAUCUCAGAAAGUUAAUAAUCGGAUAACAUUUUUAAUUGUGUUUUACGUUGCUGUGGAGGCCUGCGUCCAACUGAUCGAUUGCGUGAGGCCCAGAAGUAGCUGGACUCUGUCAGCUGAUAGUAUUAAGCCAGUGAUCCUGUAUAGGAUCUGUAUCAUCACUGUAGCUCACUCACAAGAGACCUGUAAGAAGAUACGCAACACGUUUCUCCUCGAGGACAUUAUGUAAGCAUCCAACAUUUACAGUUAGCUUUAAAACCGAUCUUAUAGAAGAGGACAAAAUGUCAAAACUCAGAACAUAUCUUAGUGCCUGAUCUUAGUCCAACAAUGUAGAACAAGUCUAUUGGUCUGCUGUGCUAUGGCUGAAGUAGAGCCUAAUUUGCACUGAUGGCUUAUUGUAAAGAGUGUUUUGAUGGUUCAUUUGAACUGUUUUAACCUUAUGUCUAAUGAACAUGAAAUGAUCAAUAUAUUUUGAAGCAAAGCACAUGGAACAGUUAUGCAUGUGUUAAAUGAAGAAAAUAAACGUAUUUAUUCUUUACUUAAGCAGUACAUUUUAGGAAAAAUACACAUUGGCUGAUAUUAUUUACUGUUGUAUGUGUGCACUUCUUGUCCGUAACUUGAAUAUUUCAGUUGAAUGUAUUAAAUAACAGCAGAUAUGUUCAUAAAUGUACAUUUGAUUUAAACUAUGGAUUUUACUCCAUUUCACCAUAAAGGGAAGAAUACUAUUUGUAAAUUGUAAAUGGUAUAUAUGCAAUAAAAAGUCAUGCUAACGUUUUUAAUAAAAGUGAACAAAAAAUAAUUUAAAAAAAUCAUGACGUCAAAGACACUGAUAAUACCAUAAGCAUUGCGUUGUACUUUCAGGAAUUUUAAAUGCUGUUCUUUGCAAAAAAAGAAGAAAUUCGAAAUAAAAACAAUUGAUAUUACA
Molecule: messenger RNA, 4605 nt
Organism: Lepisosteus oculatus (spotted gar)
Lineage: Eukaryota; Metazoa; Chordata; Actinopteri; Semionotiformes; Lepisosteidae
Source: RefSeq, a predicted model, not a curated record